Messenger RNA from Miscanthus lutarioriparius, 1305 nucleotides. NCBI's taxonomy places the organism in Eukaryota, Viridiplantae, Streptophyta, Magnoliopsida, Poales, Poaceae. The record is from the annotation of a GenBank genome assembly.
AUGGCGGUGAUUGCCCCUGUGCAUGCCGAUGCGGGGUUCCAGGAGAACCACCACGCCCGCGCCUUCAACGACAACGUCUUGCAGACCACCUCCGAGGUCGACUCCGACGGCUCGCCGGCCCAGGCCUCGUCCCUGCCUUCCUCGCCCAGCGAGGGCCUGGAUCUGGGCCUGCUUUGGAUGCCCCCCGGCAAUCUGGAGUUUGCCUCACAGCACGGAAUGGUGGUCAAGAUUGAGUCCAACUGCCUUGAAGACGACGACUCCUCUGUGCGCAUCGUCAUCGAGCGUGCCUGCCCGGUCCGGAUCCCGGGUGACCUCUGGGUCGCCAACGCCGGUGGCCUGGCCGCCACGUUCCAGAUCGACGUGCUGCACACCUGGCGCCGUGAGGACCAACUCGACGGGAAUGGCCGCUUGUGCCCCUUCUUCCCCAACAACAGGGGCAACGGUGGCGGCGGAGUGCCACCGAGGCACCGAGUGGUCACCCUGCCAACAGCCCUCCGGGCUCUGCGGGCAAUCCUCUCCCGCGCUUCGGCUCGCCGAGACCUCUUGCUUGGGACCUUCCUCGCCCUUUUGGUGGUCUGGCGUGCUAGUUCCAGGCUUGCCGCUCGGAAUCCUAAUGGCUUCGUCAACAUGACCACCAAGGCUGUGAACCAGAAGGCCCUGAGGGAGACUCUGGCCCCUUGUUCCGCCGAACUUAAGCUACCGCUGUCAGCGCGUCGCAUCCUCAAGAAGAAGAACCCGCUGAAGGCGCUGGACCUCCCCCGCCUCGCCAAGGCUACGGGCCUUGAUUGCACCAGUAGACGCGCUGUUGCGAACAUCCGUGGCCACGGCCAAUCCGACAGGUGUGUGGUUGUCAAAGACAACAUCGUCAAGACCCACUCCCAGCUUGAUGCCUUCAGGAGGCUAAGCUUGUUGCCACUGACCAUCGUAGUGUUCGCUCCUUCAUCCCCCAAUUUAGAUGCCUCCCACGAUAGCUCGGCGGUUGGCUCCCGUGGCGGCCUGCUCACUGCUUGGUGCUUUGACUUCUUCUCCCUUGCCCGACGGGAGUCCUCUGCUUUCAUAAUUAUGGUGGUCCUCCAAUCCACCACCUCUGACCUUCAUUUCGCCGUGACCAAUGUUUAUGGACCUGCUGACCACACCCUCACUGAUCAAUUCCUCAGUGAUUUGAACGAUGUGGCGACCACCAGCACCGACCCCUGGUUUCUGAUUGGGGACUUCAACCUCACACGUGCCCCUUCCAACAAGAACACGCCGUCGUUUAACGCCUGUUUAGCCUCACGGUUUAACCAGGCCAUUGAUGCUUUGUAA